AUGUCGCGGAAAAUUUCCGCACGUUGGACGCCAUCUAUUGUAGAGCGUUUCCUUCUUAUCCUCGCAACAUUUCUUUGUUUGUCGAACGUGAUAGCUAUCGAUCGUGGCCUAUCUAAAGAUUUUGCUAACGCCUGGAAGGACUUUUCGACCGAUUGCUCGGCAGAAGAACCAAAAAAUCUUUCGGUAUCGUGUCAGGGAGUCAGGAUUGUCAGACAAGUCGUUCAGCAACUUCUCGAGAACUCCAGCAAAGAACCGGAUAUAGAGAUCUUCGAUGGAAUUAGUCUGGUUGAAGUGGAGGACGCAAGUUCCUCGCGAAAAGGAAGAUUCCUCAAAGACUUCGGUAGUAUGACGCCAUUGCUACAAUUUCUUGAAGGUCGAGAGUUAAGGGUGAAGUUGCCAAAAUUAUUACCGCAAAAUUUUGAGACAGUUUUUGAGAAGACUAUGACCGCUUCAAUGAUCGCACGUGGCGGAGGAGGUUUGGGUGGAGGCGGAGGAGGAGGUGGUGGUGGUAAAAAGGGUGGCAGUGGAUUAAUGAUAAUGGCUCUAAUGAUGGGUAAAAUGAUGGCUGCCAUGGGAUUUGGUGCACUUGGUCUUUUAACGAUGAAGGCAUUAAUGGUGUCCGGUCUUGCUCUGAUGCUGUCCAUAAUCAUCGCUGUGAAGAAAUUAGCCAGUAGUGGAGACGACGGAGGUGGACACCACGUUGUUUACGCGCAAGAAGUCGGUCAUCAUCAUCGCAAGAAACGUAGUAUGUCCGAGGAGAACGAUGACAUUCUCAACUUGCCUUACAGAGGCUACGCAAAUCUUUACGGAGAUCUGAAGGGGUCCUGACGCGACAACCAAUUUCACAAUUAGUAGAAUCGUUUAUAAGACUUAAGACAUGCUUCGACGUGUACGAGCGAGGAUAAUGACGAAACGACUUUAAAUAGACGGCAACGUUACGAACAUAGUGACAAAGACAUUAACAAUGACAACAUGGACCAAUGAUUGGAAAUUGACUUUACACGACAACCGACGACGAACUUUAAAGAUUUCUUCAACGAUCACAAACGACUCGUAACGAGCAAGAACGAAUACCGACAAACGAACCAAAGUAUACGAUCAAUCUUUAUUUAUUUUUUUCUUUUAUUUCUUCUUAUUUAUUUCUUUUUUCUU
Vespa velutina is the source of this 1152-nucleotide messenger RNA. RefSeq lists its product as uncharacterized. Lineage: Eukaryota; Metazoa; Arthropoda; Insecta; Hymenoptera; Vespidae. The record is from RefSeq and is a predicted model, not a curated record. The coding region runs from base 1 to 828 and encodes 275 amino acids. The transcript is spliced from 3 exons.